Messenger RNA from Aspergillus uvarum CBS 121591, 609 nucleotides. RefSeq lists its product as uncharacterized. Bases 1 to 609 code for a protein of 202 amino acids. Lineage: Eukaryota; Fungi; Ascomycota; Eurotiomycetes; Eurotiales; Aspergillaceae. The record is from RefSeq and is a predicted model, not a curated record. The transcript has 3 exons.
AUGGGUUUCAUAUCCUCCAAAAUCCUCAUACAGGCUCAUGCCUUUUGGCUAGUCGUUCUAGCCAUCCAUUUAAUGAGGUCACCAGCAGUCAUCACCGACUCCGACGUCGUCUUCAUGCUGGGGGAGCUCCUGCAACUGGAUGCAUCUCCAUCGUUCUCCCGUCCUCAACCUCCCUUUGCCUUGUGCGGAAUCCUUCUAAUCGUCGACGCCCUGGUCGACUACAUCCUUGUGUCCAAAAUUCCGCAGACUAAUGAAGUCCUCGCAAUGGCUGAGGCCGCACGGUCUCACGCUCCGGGCUCCGUGGCAGGGGCCAUGCGCGCGAAUCCCUUCAUGGCUCGGCUCGGCUCGCUCUACUCAGAAGUCUGGACGUUCCUUUCCGCCACACGCUUCUGUGUCUUCUUCGCCGUCUCGUUUUUCAUCUACCAAAGUCAGCCAUCUGCGAGAAAUAUCAUGGAGAGCCCAGGGGAUGCGUCUGCAUUGGCACAGCUCAAGAACCCGGCAAUUUUCACAUUCGGGUUUAUGGAGAUGAUGUUCUGGCUCUGGAUAUUCGUUACUAUCCGGGAGGAGAAACAAGCAGUGGCUUCGCGGUUUGUAGAGCGUGAUCAAUAG